AUGACCGUGACUGUGACCCACACCUACACCCGCACCGACGGCCCUCCGACGAAAAAACUCUAUGCGUCGCAUGCACUACCCUCAUACUCCAGGUCCAGCACCGAUGUGGAAGGUGAUAAGAAUCCGCCCCGCAGUCUUGUUCUAACACUGUUCCUAUCGUCCCUGAAACGUGAUGCCAAGAUGGCAGGUUGCAUUCAAUCCGCACGCAAAUGA
This is a messenger RNA of Penicillium maclennaniae, 213 nucleotides long. RefSeq lists its product as uncharacterized. The transcript is spliced from 2 exons. The coding region runs from base 1 to 213 and encodes 70 amino acids. NCBI's taxonomy places the organism in Eukaryota, Fungi, Ascomycota, Eurotiomycetes, Eurotiales, Aspergillaceae. The record is from RefSeq and is a predicted model, not a curated record.